AUGAAACGGCCUGAGGAAGAGCCACUCCUGCCCCGACACCUUCCACCGGCCUGUGGCCAGGCCAUGCCCAGUGACUGGGAGGACGGCGGCCAGAAGGCUGGGCAGGAGAGGGGUACAGACCCCCGGGCCCCAGAGCGGAAGCCCCUGAAGAAUGGGGUGCUGAGCGCAGUUGAGUCCAUCAAGGACCAGGACCCCCUGUGCUGCCGCGGGGACCGAGACUCCUCUGCCCCCGUGGGGACAUGGACCAAAUUCCACACAUCAGACCCCAGCAUCGCCCCCGGGAAGUACUCCCCGCUGGAGAAAGAGAUCCUGCGUCUAGGCGGCGUGCACACCGUGGCCUCGAGACGGUUGCUGACGCAGAAGCAGGAGGAGGAGCGGAAGAUGCUUCGGGAGCUGCAGCUGCGGUCGUCCGACUACAAGCAGGUGCUGGAGUACAGGAAGCAGUUCCCCCCGACCUUCGCCCCCUGCGGGCUCCUGAAGAAGAUCUGGACGGCCAAGGUGACGGUGUCCCCGGAGGAGCUCCGGGUGCCGCCGCGCGAGAGGCAGGACAUCUGCCGGCACGUGGAGCGCAUGCAAUGCACUGCCUUUGUGGAAAUCGCCCCGGGCCUUGUUUCCUCCCAGGUCCUGGGGCCACCUGUCCCUCUGUUCCUCCCUGGAGGCAUGUAG
This is a messenger RNA of Myotis davidii, 666 nucleotides long. RefSeq names its product chromosome unknown open reading frame, human C10orf120. The record is from RefSeq and is a predicted model, not a curated record. The coding region runs from base 1 to 666 and encodes 221 amino acids. The transcript has 4 exons. Lineage: Eukaryota; Metazoa; Chordata; Mammalia; Chiroptera; Vespertilionidae.